Messenger RNA from Pundamilia nyererei, 6705 nucleotides. RefSeq names its product tet methylcytosine dioxygenase 2 (gene tet2). Gene Ontology annotation, biological process: positive regulation of transcription by RNA polymerase II; chromosomal 5-methylcytosine DNA demethylation, oxidation pathway; myeloid cell differentiation. The transcript has 10 exons. Gene Ontology annotation, molecular function: DNA 5-methylcytosine dioxygenase activity. NCBI's taxonomy places the organism in Eukaryota, Metazoa, Chordata, Actinopteri, Cichliformes, Cichlidae. Gene Ontology annotation, cellular component: nucleus. Bases 493 to 5895 code for a protein of 1800 amino acids. The record is from RefSeq and is a predicted model, not a curated record.
CACUCCAGUUCUUCAGGGCAAUCCUAGUGUUCACUAUUGUGUACGGCUGAGGAAAGAAGAAAAAGGAGGGAGCAUAGGGGGGAAGGAAAUCUGCCUCUUUGUGUGGGAAGGUCUCAGCAAGAAGGCGAUUUUGUAAUUAUUUGAGGUAGACACCAAAGCAAGGCUCUUCCUCCUGACCUCCAAACAGCAUCGUUUCCAAUUUCUGUACCUCUGCUGCCUUACGGGAGUCACAUAUGAGUGUGCUUCUGAGGCUGCCAAACAGCGACACCCGGGCUUCUCCUGAUGAUGAGAGCCGACGUCAGACUGGUUUCCAUGAAUAUUGAUGUGGAGGAUAGUCUGUUUCAUAGAAGAACAGAAGGAGGCAAGAUGGCUGCCUUUAGGAUUUGUUAAAGAGGAGAUCCAGACGGUUUGUUGGAAUUUCUACAAAGUGGAGGGACGUGAAAGGCAGGACGGACAGAGGGCAGCCUUGUGUAUGGACUCUGAGCAGGCCAGAUGGAAACAGAAGAGAAGAGACAUGAGAAGGAAGAAAGUUUGAUAUUAGAGCAAUUUGGCACAUCUCACAACAUCCCUCAUAAACUCCAGAAUGGAGGCCAGUUUUCAGAGGGAAAUUCUCUGCAGAUCACUGGGGAUAAAAACUGGAACCAUUAUAAACCCAGCACUGAUGCCAACACUUUAAAAAGGCACAGGGAGAACUGCAACAACCCUGCUUCAGAACAAGGGUUGCUGGAUCAAGGAUCCUACAUCAUGAAUGGAGAACUGAUGAAUGGAGAGUUAAAGCAUGCACUUACUGAACAGUCCUUAUUGGUCCAUCAGUCCAAGAAAACAAAAAUAGAUUCUGAGAUUAAAGGAAAGGAUGACAUAAAUUCAGAUUUAUUGGAAAAGUUUCCUGAACUGACAACAACAAAUGAAUUUGGAUGCAAUUCCCAAACGUCAGAUAUUAAGUUCGAUAGCAGGAACUGCAAUUUUCGUAACAGAGAUAUUUUCUGUGUGCCACGAAAUAAACAAGUUCCGAAUGGUGCUGUAUCAUCUCCCUCAACCAUAGAAAGCACCCCAGGUGAUUUGUUAGAGAAAACUUUGUCUCAGUAUUAUCCUGAGCAAGUCUCAAUUGCACCACAAACAUCUGGGUCACAAUUAGAUGCUGUCAAUAAUUCACUGCCUGAUAAACUGUCCAGUGAAGGUGCUCAACUUCCCCCUAUGACCUCAGGAUUGCCCAAUUCAGCACAGAUGCCUGGCUCACAGCAACAGCAGGCUCAGGCAUCUGGAAAUACUGAAGGAGGCAACAAUUAUAACUCUGUCAACUAUGUACUAAAUGGAUACUCCAAUAAUUUUGGAGCAGACGACCAGCAGACACAACAACAUCAGCAGUCAACAUCAUCUUAUUCUGGUGAGGAACUGGCUCUGGGACAGCUGUCAGGCAUGAUCCUGUCAACAAAUAAUGCCAAAAUCCCACAACAGCAUCCAAAUGGUGCGCAGUGUUAUCAGGAUGACACACGUCAUCAAGGUGUAUAUGUAAAAGCCCACCAGGAGUUUAACGGCAGUUCCUUUCCAAACUGCAAUAGUUCCCUACAGCCAGCAGAGGCAGAAUACGAGUCCUUUCCCAGUUCUGGGACACAGAAACUGGGGCAUGGUGAGGAAAACACGUCUAGUCAGCAUCUGCAGCAUGGCACUGAUAGGGAUCGCCACUAUGGGAUUCAAACCCAGAACUUUCAAGAAAAUGCUGUAAACCCACUUAGAGCUGAGAGUCAGGGACCCAUGGGAUCCAGACUCCAACAGUUACACCACACUGGUAUAGAAAACGGGAUGGAAAACACGUCUCAGCAGAGAGCCAAUUUAUCUUGUUCUACCCCUAACCAGAGAGGCUGGAGAGAACUGAAUUCUUCACAUUCCCAACAGCCACCAACAAGUGGCCCAUCAUCUCAGGCACAAGAGCAGGAUCUGUGGAGGAACUUCUCUACUAAGUCUAUGUCAGAACAGCAGACAGCUAACCCCCCGGAUCAUGACCAGAUGUUUGAGCCAAACCCAAUGCAAAGAUUUCAGACACAGAGAGUUUUCUCUGAUGGCAGCCAGGGGUCUAACUUCCAGAAGAAACAGCAGGAUUAUCUGCCAAUGCAAACGCAUUGUGCUUCAGCUCAGCACAACACUGCCUCUGAGUGGCAGCAAUCAAAUUCUGAAGGAGCUCAAAUGCAGCCGUCUUUAGCCCAGAAAAUGCCAGAGCAGCAAAACUUCACUCAAAAUCAACAAGUUGACAGUCGCUGCCAAUCCCAGAUGCAGUCAGAGCGCUUAUGUGAGGACAAUGACCUCCAGGAAAUAUUGUCACCUGGGUUUUUGGCAACACAGCAACAACAGCACUGUCAGCUCCAACGGCCAAUGUCCCAGCCACCACAAUUCGAAGCGCAGCAACUAAAGUCUCCCAGUUACAGACCUCACAGUCAGCCUCAGCCAGGUCAGCAGCUGCUUCAAUCCAAUCAGCCUUUUGGAAAUGGUCCUGCUCAAUCCAGCAACCAACACGUCCAGCAAAAUGACCAUGCAACAUUUAGUAAUAUUAACACAGUAGAGAUGUCACAACAUCAAAGGCAGUAUCCACCAAACUCAGGCAGCACUAACCUCAAGCAAUUUCAACCACAGCAGCCUAAAAGCCACUGCCACCAACCCAACCACGUGGACUUUCCCCCAAACUCCACACAGUCACAACCUCAUUUACCACAAGGUGCUUUAAGCCAACAGGUCACAAAACAAAUGUAUCCCAAAGCUGAACAGCAGCUGAAGACAUCUUGCACUCAGUUCCAAAGGGGACCUCAACUACCUCUGGGACCGGCAGGUCCCCACGUAGACUUUCAGAGGCAUGCAGCCCUACGUAUGCACCUGUUACAAAAGCAAGAACGCCAGGGCUCCCCUCAAACCCCUCAGAACUCUAGUGACCCUAAACAUAUCCAGAGAGCUGUGAAAAUGGAAAAUGGACCCAGACUUGAAAUAUCUGGGUUACAGAACCAGGAGCAUCAGAUACACAUGCGAGAGGCAGGUAGAAUACAAAUUAAGCAGGAAAACCAACAAUCUCUGUGUGAGCAAAGUAAGAAGCAGGCAAGUAUCAUAGCCUCUAUGGAACAAAGCCUGAGACAAUACCAGCUUUCACCUGUGUUUGAGAAAAAAUCCAUUGUCAUCAAUGCAUUGAAUAAAGUCAAAGUAGAAUCUUCUGGGCCUGUCACAAUCCUGUCAACCAAAACUGAUGUGAAUGGAGUAGAAUCAUCAGCACUUGCCUCAUCCACUGAAGUUCUUAAAAAAACACCUGAUUCCACCCCUAAGAAGGAACAACUUCUACAAAGUUUUAUGGAUUCUCCUGUGAAGCUGUUGAAUACCCCUAUAAAGAAUCUUUUAGACACCCCAAUGAAAACACAGUAUGAUAUUGCAUCCUGUCACUGUGUUGAACAAAUAAGUGAGAAGGAUGAAGGCCCAUACUACACUCACUUGGGGGCAGCACCAAGCAUUGCUGGCAUACGGGAAAUGAUGGAAAAAAGGUCUGGCCUAACAGGGCGCGCCAUCAGAAUUGAGAAAGUAAUAUACACCGGGAAGGAAGGAAAAAGUACACAAGGAUGCCCCAUAGCCAAAUGGGUGAUUCGUCGAUCCGGUGAAGAAGAAAAGCUAUUGGUUUUGGUGCGGGAACGCCCUGGCCACAGAUGUGCAACAACCUGCAUCAUUGUUGUAAUUCUAGUUUGGGAAGGGAUUCUGCCAAGUCUAGCUGACCGCCUCUACCUCGAGCUAAGUGAAACUCUAACAAAACAUGGAACCCUCACCCAGAGACGCUGUGCUCUCAAUGAGGAGAGGACAUGUGCAUGCCAGGGAUUAGAUCCUGAAGCCUGUGGAGCAUCAUUCUCCUUUGGCUGUUCCUGGAGCAUGUACUACAAUGGCUGCAAGUUUGCCCGGAGCAAAGUCCCAAGAAAAUUCAAGUUACUUGGAGAUGAUGUGAAGGAGGAAGAGAGAGUGGAGAGCAACUUUCAAAAUCUGGCAACUUUACUGGCUCCCUUGUAUAAAACUAUGGCACCUGAAGCUUAUGGAAACCAGGUGGAACAUGAACAUAGGGCUUUGGAUUGCCGUCUUGGGCUCAAGGAUGGCCGUCCUUUCUCUGGGGUUACUGCUUGUAUGGAUUUCUGCGCCCAUGCUCAUAGAGACCUCCACAACAUGCAGGGUGGCAGCACUGUGGUGUGUACAUUAACGAGGGAGGAUAACAGAGGGAUUGGAAAGAUUCCAGAGGAUGAGCAGCUUCAUGUCUUACCUCUUUAUAAAGCUUCCAACACUGAUGAAUUUGGAAGUGAGGAAGGUCAACAAGAAAAAAUAAAGUCAGGGGCUAUCCAAGUUCUCAGUGUUUUCCGCCGCCAGGUGCGCAUGCUUGCAGAGCCUGCUAAAUCUUGCCGACAAAAAAAGCUGGAUGCUAAGAAAGCAGCUGCCAACAAGAAUGCCAUGCUGGAAAGCUCCAACGAUAAAGGAGAGAAGGCCAAAUCAAAAGCUGGCACUUUUGAGAAUUCUACUCAGAGCAAUCCAAUGGCAGGACUUAUUCCAGGUGCUGUAGGAGCAACCCGUCAAUCAUGUCAGCCACAACACCCCCUAGGGGUCCAUCAGCAGCAGCAACACCACCAGAGCAUUCUCCCUCCUUAUCCUGGCUCAACAAAUGCUGCUUUCUCCAGGUUUCCCAACCAUAAUGGGUCUUUUCCAAGCACUUCAAAGCCAGGAAGUAUAUAUCCCCAUCAGCCAUCAUCUUCCAGCCCUUAUCCUUCCCCACUCCAUGCAUCAAACUCAUACAUGAAUGCAUCCAAUCGUCCAUACCUCGGUUAUCAAUGUAAUGGAGGAAUUCCCUUUGACAACUACAAUCCAUAUUAUCCCCCAAACCCAAAGCACUUAGAAAUGUAUCGACAACAACGGCCGACACUUUACUCAGAGCAGCAGUAUGGUAUACGGCGUUAUGAGGUCAAUUACCCACCAAGAUAUGGUGAGCCAGGCUUACAGGUCAAUGGUUAUAAUGCCAGCAGCAUUAGACCAGUUCCUCCCAUGCGACCUUAUGGACCUUAUACUCCUAAUAGCGCCUCAGAUCCCCGGUUUCUGGACCCCCUCUCAAGAGCAUCCUCAGCCCAUGCAGGCGUAGAUUACAAAACUGCUAUGAGCAAAGGCAAUCGGUUUGGAGAAUGCCCAAAUCCAUAUCUGCCCCAGAACCCUCAAAUGCUGUCCCCAGGCCAAGAUCCUUUCCAUUUGCAAAUCAAAGCAGAGAUGGGUAUGCCUGGUCCACAAAUGCUUUCUGCUCAGUCUGGCAGUAUGUGUUUAAACCCUGAAACACAGUCAGGGUUAAGGUUGCCAAAUGGAAGCCUCAUGGGUUCCAGUAUCAAGCUGGAGCCUGGAACACCACAGACACCCACCACGCCGCAAAAGCCAGAGCUGUGGUCAGACAACGAGCACAAUUUCUUAGACCCUGAUAUUGGUGGAGUGGCUGUGGCACCUAGCCAUGGCUCUGUCCUUAUUGAGUGUGCAAAACGGGAGCUCCAUGCGACAACGCCCCUUAAAAAUCCAGAUCGCACCCACCCAACCCGUAUUUCCUUAGUGUUCUACCAGCACAAAAAUUUGAAUGAAGCCAAGCAUGGUUUGGCACUGUGGGAAGCAAAGAUGGCAGAAAAGGCUAGAGAGAAAGAAGAAGAAGCAGAGAGGAAUGGCGGUGAGGGGACUCCUAGCAAGACCAGCAAAAAGGGGCCUAAACGUGAGCAUUUAGAGUCAUCAGAGACCACAGGGGAGCCUCCUUACAAACGUUAUAUCAAGGCACUAAUGGAGGGAUCUUUGUCAUGCACAACAAACACGUAUGUCAGUACAUCUCCGUACGCCUUCACCAAGGUUACAGGGCCUUACAGCCAGCUUGCGUAGAAAACACUCAUUAAGAAGACCCUUGAAGGUGCUAUGACAAACAAGACCACAGGCACCAAUGCCCUCCCAUCACCCUUUUGUUGUAAAAGGAACCUGUGAUUAGAUGAGCUACAAAUCACCUUUCACCUCUUUAACAAUCAAGCUUUACCCGUUUACCCUACAAAGGUUGUAUUUAUUCUUCUUUGGUAACUUUUGCAAGAUACAAACUCUCUGGUGCUUUUACUCUGAUACACACGGAUCUAUUUUAGCUGUAAAGAGUGAGUUUUGGUGGUUUUUAUUUUUCUUUCAAAGUUUUUUGGAGAUGUAAUCUUGGCAUAAAACACUGACUUUUUGUAAAUGACAACAUUCACGGUGCUAAAAAAUUAUGCUUAUUACCUUUUAUUUUAAUUCAAAUGCCUUUACACUAACUGCACAGAUAAAUGUCAGCGGGACACCGGAAAUAUCAUGCCAACAUACAAAAUGCUUUUUGAAAAGCCAGUGUUUUUUAAAACACAUUUGGUAAUGAUAGUUGAAGCUGAAAAAAGUUUUGGUAGUACCUUUAAAUUAUAAGAUCUGGUAAAAGCAUAUGUCUGCAUUGAAAGCAUGUCAUUUCUAAGCAACACAUUGUGACAUUCAUGAAUUUGUAAGGACUUGGGGGUUGUAUGAACAAUCCAUAAAGGUGUCCAUGCAAAAGUUUUAACAGUUUUAUCAAUUGCUGGUGCUUCUUUCACUUUCCUAUGUCAUUUUUACUGUAAAUUGAGCCAUUCUUUUAUGGUGCAUUUUUGAAAGAAAAAAAAAAAACAGAGAAAGAUCUCGGUUUUUCUGGUUCUU